This is a messenger RNA of Macrobrachium nipponense, 6288 nucleotides long. Its product is annotated as zinc finger protein 257-like. Gene Ontology annotation, molecular function: RNA polymerase II cis-regulatory region sequence-specific DNA binding; DNA-binding transcription factor activity, RNA polymerase II-specific. The coding region runs from base 450 to 1706 and encodes 418 amino acids. Gene Ontology annotation, biological process: regulation of transcription by RNA polymerase II. The record is from RefSeq and is a predicted model, not a curated record. NCBI's taxonomy places the organism in Eukaryota, Metazoa, Arthropoda, Malacostraca, Decapoda, Palaemonidae. The transcript has 4 exons.
GGAAUGAUAUCCAUCUGCAGCGAGUGUUUUUUUCCACGGCGAUUUUAAUCUAUGGAUGGAUAAUCCAAUCAAUGAAGGUAUCCAAGUGUUUAAUGAUAUUAAAAAUGAAACAGUGAAUGUAGAAUUUGCAGUAUGACCAAAUACAUUGGAUGAAUAAACUGUUAAUUUGAUAAUGCAGGGCCACUCAGCAACCGCUAGUACGUUGGGUAUGAUGGUAAACAUGGCCAUCAGAUGAAUGGAGAAAGGUAUACAUUUGUUUUUCACACUUAUUUUACGUAUAUAUAAUAAAUAAAAUAAUGCACAAUCCCCAUCCACUUGUGACUUUUUUAAAAGUUAAUGUACGAGAGCCCAUGCUGCCAUAAGGUCAACUUCAUCUUAAACCGAAGCAACCACGAGUCUUGGAUGAACGAACACGUUUUGUGUCACGCACCUGAAGGGUUGUAAUUAAAAUGGAGGGGGAUUUGGGAACAAUAACACUUCCCCAGCCAUGCACAGAGCUCCCAGACAUUGCUCAGUUUCUGAGCAUUUACAUGUCAGAAGAAGAGAGUAUAGCGCUUCAGGAAGGGAAACAACCAAGUUCAAACAUCCAGCAUAGUGUCUUCAGCGUUGGUGAAAUGCUUCCGUCUGCGUCACCUACCAGAGAUGCAGAUUUUAGUAUUAUGUCUCUUGUUGGACCAGGUCCAACUAUUAAUACACUAAGACCUGUUGGGGAGUGUGAACAGGAAUUGUCUGCUCUUGACAAAAGUGUUCUAACAGUUUUGAAAGACAAUAGUGAGGAAUCUACUCUAUACAAGACAUACUCAACUGUGACCACACUUGACACAAUGGAACUAGCAACUCCUGCACCCUCAAAAGAAAGACAUACUGUGUCAAAAGGAACCGGGAGAACUGGUCAAGAGCAAGGAAAACGUCACGUUUGUGAAAUAUGCACAAAAUCAUUUUCCCGUUCUGAUAAGCUCACCUUGCAUCGCCGGACACACACUGGCGAGAAGCCGUAUGCCUGUUUCUGUGGGAAGAGGUUUGCCCGUAGCGAUCAUUUGAAGGUUCACUCUCUAAAACACAAAGUAAGUCCAGAAGUCCGAAGACAGAUGUUGCUGGAGGCGAAGAAUAACAAGCAAAUAUUACCCAUAAACAAUCAGGAGAAUUUCAUCAUCAAGCAGGAACCCAUGGAUGGCACAACACAGAUUACUACAAUUGAAGCAUCCAGCAUCAAACAGGAACCUCUCGAUGGCUCGCAGCUCAGUUUGCAGUCUGUGGAUGAUGCAAACAAACAAGAAUGCAAUGUAUGCAACAAAGUGUUUGGAUCAAUUUACAAGCUCUCUCGCCACCUCCGCACCCACACGGGAGAAAAACCGUACGUCUGCUUUUGUGGCGAUCGAUUUGGACGUUCAGAUGUCCUUCGCACGCACCAGAAGUCCAAGCACAUUCCAUAUUGCACUGAAGUAGUUGAAAAUCCAAAUGGUGGAGACGCGUCCACGCAGACAACUACGAAUCCUCCAAAACCAAAAGUCAAGAGGGUGAAACAAAUGAAAACAGAUGGAAUUUACACCUGUGCAUACUGUGCAAAAGAAUUCAAAGCUGGCUAUAAACUUACUGUACACUUGAGGUACCACACUGGUGAAAAACCUUAUGUUUGUGACUUCUGCGGGAAAGCCUUUGCCCGUAGAGAUCACAUGAAAAAGCACAGGAAUAUCCAUACAAAGUAAAAAAAUAAGUUGGAGCAUGGAUGUUUUACUACAGUAUAUUUUUAUGUGAUUUCACAGUAGCACAAAACUAAGAAUAAUUGAAAUCUAAUUGGAUUUGUUUUUUCAUGAAUAUUUUUUUUCAUUCUAGUAAAUGUAAGUCCAGGUAGGAUAUUCAGAAGUAUUUUUAUAGUUUCAUAUAUAAUAUUAAGAUUUUUGUGGCAAAAUUUUUGUUCAAAUUAACUAAAAUUGAAAGUCCAUUAUCUUAUAAAUGUUGCCACUCAUGCGUAAGUCACGCUUGUAAGUUAGCUACGUCUGAAGUUAUUACAAGAUUUCAGCCACAUUGAAAGUUUAUAAAUAGUAUUUCAGAUUGAAAUUAUGAAGAUGCAGAAAGUGAAAUUGUUCACUCUAUUAAGCUUUUGUAUUCAUAGAUAACUGUUUCCAUUUAGAGUAUGGAUGCUCUGGAUGUGUUACGUACCGAGUUUUUGGGGCUAGGCAACCAUGCGGUUAGAUCAUAUCUUCAGAGUUGUUGAUCUGUUGCAAGUUAUAGAUAUUAAGACUCAAGAGAGUGUGUGUGUGUGAAUGCCCCUUUCUAUUGAAGGGUUGCCUGGUACCUUGAGGUUAGGAUCAAGUGAGAAUUGUUGUCAGUUCCUGUGUAAGGUACCCGUAUUUUGUACUCUUGUUCUCUACCCCCAUCUAUAAAGGUGAAUAUUUUAGGUGGGAAUGUCCUAUCCAAAGAUGGUAUAACAUUUUAAAUUUGUAGUAGACCAGACUAAUUAGGCAUUUCUAAGUACAGUAUGCUAUAUCAAAUAUUUUUUCUUUAAAGAGAGUGCUGUAUAGCAGUAUGCAGCUUAUAUUGUUCAGAGUUAGACAUAAAGCUGAGCUUUUGCUCUUCGAUUCAUGAAGGCGUUGCUUCAGAACUGUCUCUUAACAUUUUCCCUUUGUUAGCUAAAAGUGGCGAUGCAUAGGCAACAAGCAGCCUCUGCAGAUGUACUUUUAGGGUUGGAAAAUUUUGUAUCUUUAAAAUUGUAGAAUUUUCCCAUGUUGCCUAAUAUUUUAGUAGACUACAGUUAAAGAGACAGGUCUGUGAGCAGUCAUAAAUUAACAAAGGAAAUUCCCGAGUCUGUUGUCAUAGAUAUUAACGACCAAUUUGCUUUUAGAUUCUUCGGUAUCUUGCUUUGUUAUUAUAGCAGUUGCUGUGAUUUUGAGACCAGACUCGUAAUAAUGUGGAUCCUUGAGAAGUGUUGGUGAUAUAGGCAGGUAAUAGUUCAAAUGACAUACUGUGCAGUAUUUCAAUUUUCGCCAAAGACAAGCGUCAACCGUGUUACCUGGGUUUUGCGCUCAAUAUGAACUUGGAAACAGUUAUCAGCAAUAAUGAUAAUUUUAGUAAUUAAAUUUAAAUAUGAUUCUAUAUCCUUGAUGUUCUCUCUCUCUCUCUCUCUCUCUCUCUCUCUCUCUCUCUCUCUCUCUCUCUCUCUCUCUCUCUCUCUCUCUCUCUCCCCUUGUAGCAGUGCUGGAAAGUCUGCAAACUACAGUAGGUAUUGUAUUCUGAGAGAAAACGUUUCCUGGUGUUUUUAUUAAAGUUGAAGGUAGUAUUUGAGGAACAGAAAACAGAUGUAUACUAGUAUGCAUGUUCAUUCUGACUCUUUUUGUGUGAAUUGUGUGGAGUACUUGAAAGAAGAGAAUUUUAUACAUUAGUGUAUAUGAGAACUUUUUCUUUGUAUCUUUUAAAAAGAUGACAUGUAUGUGGACCUCAUGAUAAUGUCAUCGAUGAAUCUUAAUGACAAAAGCAAUAGUUUAUAUAUUUCAGAAAAUUUCUGGUGUUUUCAGAAAAUGUCUUCAUAGCUCCUGCUGUCAGUGUUGUCCGUAAGAAUUAAGUGUAAACAAUUUAUCUGAAUAAUGAAACAAAUUGAAAAGUUUUGAUUUGGUCUAGUGCAAAGCAGUGAUACAAGCAAAUUAUUUAUAUUUAAUUUAUGUGUGUUGUUGCAUUGUAACAUACAGUAUUUUGUAUAUUCUGCAUUACUCUGUAAUGGCAGCCAGCCCUAAAGCUACUGUUUCAAUUGUAAUAAUCUUCAUUAUGGCCACCCUGUAAUAUUUUUUUUUAAUUGGCCAGCUACUUAAUACUUUCAAUAUUUUACAGCAAAUUUUAGCAUCGCAACUGCCUGUUGAGAUUGCUGACUGAAAAAAAAUUCAGAGUUGUUUAUAGUUCGAAAAGAAAGGAUUCUCAAGUAGUUUUUUUAUUAUAUAUAUCCAGAAGCUUUUAUUUAUGACAGAGGGUCUUUUAUUAUCAUCUCUUCAUUUGUCGAAGGGGGAGGCAUCUGUUGGUACUUUUGAAAGUUCUAUAUCAUUUGUGUUGACUGAGUGAGCAAUAGCUAGUCAUAAGAAUACUCUGUAGAUGGUAUGCUCUAGUCAUAGAUAUAUAUAUAUUGUAUUUAUAAUAAUAGUGGCAGGUCAACAACUGAUCAUUCCAGUGUUUGGUGGUACAAAGUACGGUAUUAGAAGAAGGUAUCAUUGGUAAUUGUUAACAGAAAGUCUCGUUCGUACAAUUAUAUUUUUUAUUUUAGGAGGGAAACAUUCUUGUUCCAAGGGUUGCUGUGGGAUUUACUCUUGCAAAAUUUGUUGAUGUGAUCCUCGAACGUUUGCGUUGAGCAUGUGUGCCAGGUAAAAUCUCAGAUUGUUGAGGUAUCUAUUUAUUUCACUGAAUACCAUAGGCUUCUUUAAUUACCAUUAAGCACCAUUAAGCUAUUAUGUUUUUAUGUAAGUACUACAGAUAUAUUUGUUCUUGCAACAAGGAAUAUGGAUAUACAUUUGAUUAAUUCAUGUUUUAUUUGUGCAGUACUUCUCUGAGCAUUUAAGAAUCCAAACCGUUUAGGAGAUGAGCAAAAGUGGGACUGACCUCGUUUAAGUUGAUCGUUGUUGCCACGUAAUUGACUGUGAUGGAAGUACUUGGAACUGCAGCUACUGUAUCAUUUUACCUUUAAAUGCUCACGGCAGUACAUUGUUACGAUGUAAUAGUUUAGACUUGUGCAAUGACUUUUAACCCAUGUUUUUUUAGAUGUGCAAUUAUUUCAAACUUCUUUUUUUUUUGUAGAGUUAAUGUGCAAUGAUUUGAAACCAUUUGAUUUGUAGACUUAUGUGCAAUGAUUUCAAACUUUUUUUUUUUUUUUUUUUUUUUUUUUUUUAUCUACUUUUUAGCUUAAGGUAUGCACUGUAAUGUAUGUUAUUUUUCUUAAGCUUUUGGCUGCUGGUUUUCUCUCCUUAUUAAUAUUUAACAAUGAAUGUUAUUUCUGUUGCUUUAAUUUUACAGAUUUGUAUUUGCCUUCCAAUUGAGGUGGUAGGGAUAGUUAAGGUACUAAUGUUAUUAAGACCCUUUUUUAUUUUAUUUAUUCUUUCUUCUCACUUUUUAUUAGGUGUUAGUGUGCGGUGAUUUACAUACCAUAAAGACCCCGAUAAAAGACCUCAUGUAGUUUGUUUACCAGUUGUUGAUUUCCCUUCCAAGACUAUUAUAUUAAUAGUAGUAAGACUGCAUUAUCAUUGGAAGCGCCAUGUCACAAGAAAGAAUGAAUGUCACAGACAUAUACGUACUACUUAAUCUUCAGUACAUAACCAUGUUUUUUCUCUUGACCUUCUUCUCCCGUUACCCCCAAUGAAUGGAUUUCGUAUGUGUGAUUAUGCACGUUAUUAGUUCCAUUCCCCUCCCCCAAGGCUCUUUUGUCAUGGACACUUGUACAGUUGGUUCAGUUGAUUGAUAGCAUUAUUGGUGACUGAUAUAGAUCGGAAGUGCUGUGUUAAAUUUUUCUGCUGUACUUAAAAAAAAAAUCUUUUUAGCAUAAGUCGCAUAAUGAACUUUUGUAAUUUUUCAGCUUGUAACGUAGAGCUUUGUGUAGAGAUUAGUGUAAUAUGUUUGAUAUUUGUAUAGACUGAAAAUAAAUACAUUCAUUUUGGUAAAAAAAAAAAAAAAAAAAAAAAAAAAAGUAGGGCAGUUUUAUUCACAGAUUUGAAUUUGGACACGGUACUUUUCAAGUGUGUACAUACUGCAGAAUGAUGUAAAAGUCUGUAUCGACUGCAGUCUGGAUGGGCCAGAUAGCUUAAAAUCUUAAUCUUACCCUAGAUAUAGAGAAACGAAAUGGAGAAGGGUAAAGGUGUUUAAACCUUGAAUAAACCAUGAGGGUCAUUUGUAAAUGACAGUAGAAACUUGAAUAGUGCAGAAAUAAGUUAAUAAAUGUAAAUGAAAAUAGACAAAUGGAAGCAUUAAAAAUACUUGAAAUACAACAGAAGCAUGAGAAACACUUAAAAGACAAAUUAGUAUUAAAACAUUUCAAUAAGAAAAACUAAAAGAACAAAAAUAAUUUUCAAAUACAGCAUGUUCAGUUGAACUGAAGCACUACUAUUCAAUGCUAGUUUUAUUAGUUCGAUAUAGGCCCUUCUAUCUUUAUUUCCUUUGCUUUGUGUAAUUUGGUGAGAGAACUAGGAAAUUCCUUAAAGAAGAACAUAUUUUACAAUUUUCAUGACAAUGUAUAUGGAUAGUAGUGGUAAGUUGUAUUACCAGUUUCUAUCAUUCCUAUCAUUCCUAAAACUAACCAAUAAAACGAGUCUGUUUUCUUUA